ACGUUGAUUGUUGUCGGUAGUGUUCAUCUGCAAUAGAAAAUUUCAUAGCCAUGGUUCAGCCAUAUCGGAGAGGCUGAGAUGUUAAUCUUACUUGUAUACUAGACGAUGUGAGGGAGCAAAUGGUCUGUGCAAUCUAUAUAUAGUUUUGAAACCGUGCGUUGUCUUGGGAACUGAGCAAUCGGCUAUUUGCUUUAGUCAGCCAAUGGCCAAAAUGUCCUCAUAUUCGACUAAUUGCGCAUAUUUCUUACGUGGCGAGAAUGUCCUCAUAUUCGACCAUUGCGGGUGGGGGUGUGGGUGUGGGGUGUGGGUGGGUGUGUGUGAGCGUCACUUUCAGGGAGGUCUCAAACAUUUACUCCCACACCCACAUCCAAUAUGAAAUACAUACUUCAAGAAUUGCUCUCACCGUGUUACGUUUUAAUAUAUUCACUAUACAUGGUCUUUUUUCUUAGUUGAAAUACGAAUAUAGAAAAUCUAAAGUGAUCAAUGCCUAAUUGAAAUCUCAAACGGCAUUUUUUCUUUUAAAUUUUUAUUUUCUAUUAACAGAUUCUACUGACAUUGAUAAGUAAAUUCUGAUGAGAAUGUUUUAAUAGAAAUCUUAAUUGUAUAUUUGUAUGAUGCCUUUUAUAAAUUUCUAAAAACUGUUUUGAAACUUUUGCUAAUGUAAAUAUAGGAACUAUUUCAUAGGCAUGUUGUACAAACAUGAACUGAUAAAAUUAUAGAUAAAUAUUGAUGAAAUUUUAGUUAUUCUAGAUGAUUAAUCAAAACUUUGAAUUAAAGUCAAUUUUUGAAACGUUCAUCGAUAAACAGGCCAUCAUUUUUUUUCAUGAAUUGAAAAAGAAUCAUUUUUCUAGCUUCUUGUUUUUUACGCGAGCAAUAUUGAUGUAAAACAAUUCUCUCAACACAAACCCGAUGUACUAGAGUGUAUAAGAAUUCAAAAGCACCAUUUACAUAGGAUUUUCUACCACUAUAUAGGAAACAUAUAGAACACUGAUUAUCUCGAACGGACAUCUUCGGAGUUCUAACGAACUCUACACAAAAUAACUUUAUCAGAAGAAAGUAAGAUUAUUUAUGAAUAAAAAAGAAACAAUAAUAACUUAUCUAUCAAAACCAAUUGAAUCAAGUAUUAAUAUAUAAUUAAUUAGUUCUAAUAUUAAUUAUGCAUUAAAUUAUCCAAAUAUAAAUUGGAAAUCAGUUAGUGUUAAUUCAUCAACACAAUCAUACAUUUUAAAAGUUCUUUUGUUUUGUGCAUCGAUACAAAAACUAAUCAAAUGUUUUUUUCUAAUUUUAGAUGUAAUGACAUGAAAAUCAUAUUUAAUAUCUAUACUACCAGUCGUUAAUAACGUUGGUGUAUUGGUCCAGCAAGUGAAAUAAUUAAAGUUCGUACACUUGAAGGCACAGCAAUACGUACACGAACAAUUAUUCAAUUUGAACCAGUUAAUUCUAUAGCAAUUAUGAUUAAAUGGCAAGAUUCAUCUUUAUCAUAUAUUAAUGAAAUUCUGAAUUCAUUUAAAGCGAGACAAAUUUACAAACCAGAUAAAUUGAAUAACUAA
Molecule: messenger RNA, 1550 nt
Organism: Rotaria sordida
Lineage: Eukaryota; Metazoa; Rotifera; Eurotatoria; Philodinida; Philodinidae
Source: the annotation of a GenBank genome assembly